Molecule: messenger RNA, 1933 nt
Organism: Rhagoletis pomonella (apple maggot)
Lineage: Eukaryota; Metazoa; Arthropoda; Insecta; Diptera; Tephritidae
Product: modular serine protease-like
Exons: 7
Coding region: 18-1727 (569 amino acids)
Biological process (GO): proteolysis
Cellular component (GO): plasma membrane
Molecular function (GO): serine-type endopeptidase activity; protein binding
Source: RefSeq, a predicted model, not a curated record
GUUUAGCAAUCGUCGGUAUGCGGAGUCAAAGCAUGGAAGACGACUUUUUUCCAUGCAAGAAUGGCUAUCUUAUACCCUAUUACAAAGUAUGUGAUGGCUAUAAGGAUUGUAGUGAUGGCUCGGAUGAGUUCGAGGGAAAUAGUAUCAUAUCAAGUCCAUGCCUAGAAGAAGAGUGUUCGAAUUUGAAUGCCAGAUGUCAUUAUGGAGCAUGUAUUCCAUUGGAAACAUGGUGUAAUGGAAUUAGUGAUUGUGCCGACGGCUCCGAUGAGUGGAAGCUUAAUUGCAACAAAAACAACAAUCCUGAUGAAUUAUCUUGUGAGUCUGGUGAAUUUAUCCCAAAAGAAUGGUUUUGUGAUGGCAAAGCGGAUUGUGAGGAUAGCAGCGAUGAAAGUGAAUCAUAUUGUUCGUUGAAGCAGUGCGAGGAAUUUCGUUGUAAAUAUGGCGGCUGCAUUGCCAAUGAUCGGAAAUGUAAUGGCAAGAAAGACUGUAUUGAUGGAUCAGAUGAAAAUAUGUAUUACGCUUCUUGUCCGGCCGUCUUGUCUCCCGUAACAAGGAUACGGCUGCGACUAGCUGCGGCUGUUUGUAAAAUUACUUACGAUGCAAACCACGAUAUACGUAAUGACAAUGAAAAUGUGCAUUUAACACCUGGCUCCUCGGUCGAUGUUGAAACUCGCAUUACGAUCAAAUGCAAAAAUAACUCUACACUCUCGACGAAUACAGCUCAAGAAGUACGCAUAUGUGGUCGAAAUGGUUGGGAUGACGAAAUACCAAAGUGCCUUCAGUUCUGUAACGCGGACCUUUUAAUGCGUAGUCGAUCAACGAUUGCCGACUGCAAGCGCUAUACGGAGCGAGUGCCAUGUGAGAGGAUAGAACCCAAUACCGUUGCGGUAAUUAGUUGCGCCGACGGUUAUCACAUGCCGAACGGGUUAGAUGCCACCUUCAGCAUGAUGUGUCGAAACGAUGGUAGAUGGAAUAAAGAAAAAGUCAAUUGCAGGCCGAGUUGUGGGAAAAUAGAACAAGAUCCAACAUCGUCGAAGGCGCCAUGGCACGUUCGUAUCAAAGCGCAGUCGAUCAACGUAUGUGGCGGUACUAUACUUUCCACAAAUCUUGUAAUAACGGCUCUACAUUGCGUGUUUGACGAGAAUGAGGAAGUCCUCGACGCAAACUAUGUUCAAGUAGUCGCCGCUAAGAGAUUCGAAAACAACACUAUUGUCACGCAUACUAAAAACGUAUCAAAUAUAUAUGCCAAUCGCUCGGUCGAUGUUGUUCUUUUGAAACUAAGCACACCCUACAUUUUGAGUAAAAACAUAAGACCAAUUUGCCAUAAAUUUACAUCGUCGUCGGGCAACACAGUAAAUAAAAAUGCAAACGUGCACAAAUGGCCUACACGAAGCGCACAUCGAGGACAAAUAGAAUUCCCGAAAACGGCAGUUGAAACUCUAUCUGGUCGUGAUUGCAACGCCCAAAUUACGGCGGAUCAAUUUUGUGUGCGCCCUACAUCUAACUGGAAAAGUAAGGGGGCAGACUUGUGUCAGGGCGACAGUGGCAGUGGCGUUGUUGAGAGAAGAAAUGGCCGAUGGCAUUUAAUUGGUAUUAUUAGUGCAAAGCCAUCGCAUGGAUUUAUAUGCACCAGAGAACCGGUGGCCGCUGUCGAUUUAACCGAGAUACCUGAAAUGUUGCAGCAAGUAAUUGAGGCAGAUGUGGAAGCGAAAUACGACGCUGAAUGAAGUGUUUAAGAUACAUAUAAGAAUUUGAAACGACUGACAGUAGGAGGAGUUAAGAAUUCAGAGAAAUAUGGGGGCGACUACCAGUUGAAUAUAUGCAGUUAUCGCACUGGGAUAGCAUAUCUGUGCACUCCUUUAGUUGAAAAUGCUUAUGUACAUUGUUCGAUAUCGAGGAUAAUGAAAAAUAGAAGUUACUUAAAAAUCAAUAA